AUGCCUAAUAUAUUCGCACCGCCGGUGGCUGCGUACCGGUCACAUCCUGCAGUAUGGAGUCACUCCCAAGGAAGCCACAAGCGCAAGAAACAAAGACUGGACAAAAAAGCUGGCAGAAACGAGGACCAGGACGGUGGUGGGUUCCGAGAUCCAGAGGUACAAUCUAGCAGCAACCUUGAGUACACAGCUGUGGUCACUCCGCAAGAAAGACACCAACGUCGCGUGGCCGGCCAACCUCUUGAUCAAGAACCACCGCAGUUCCCGUUCCCUCAUGCUGCAGAUCCCGCGACGAAGGUCGGUGCUGGACGACGCAGUUCGCUAGAGGGAGGGAAGCGACCAGAAAUAACCCAUCUGCCAGAGACACCACAGUCUUUGCACAUGCAGCACCUUGCGGCCUUGACAACCAUACUUCAUCUGUCACUGCUAAAGGAAGAUUUCCCACGCGCAUCCCGCGCUCUGGGCUUGCUGUUCCGCGAAGACCUUGUCAGCGAGAAUGCUGCGAUGCGCAAUCGAGGCUUCAUGGGCAUUGCGGCAGAAGUACUUCUGCGCAAUGGAACUUCAAGAGACCACAGCCUGGAUUCGGCUGCAGCUUCACACCCUUUCACGCGCGAAGGUUUCGAGAAAGCCAAACGUCUCUAUGAACGACUUAUCGUCAGGCACCCUUACCACAAAUCCUGGCCUCACGUCGUCAAUGCUAUUGACUUUUACCUGGCGAUGUUCAAUCUAUGGAUUUACGUAGUUCAUAACGAACAUGCCACCCCAUCAAAGAGCCCCGAGGACAUUGAAAACGAUGUCGGGCCCAGCCGAAAGGUGAGAGAACUAGACCAGGCUAAUCAAAUUGCCAACAGAAUGGACACAUGCAUGGCAACCGUCCCAUACAUGGACGAGCCAGAGCUCAUCAGACUCCGUGCAAUGGUCGCACUCUGGACUGCUGAUCUCCACGAAGACUGCGCCUACAUCGUCAAGAACAACGACCCUCAGGCCAGCGAUGACUUCGCGGAGCAGCAUGGUCUGCCUCUGUUGCCGGAAGAAGAACAGGCGUCGCGAGAGAACGAGCACCUCUCUGAGGCAGGCCUCGCACGUGACAGGGCUCGGGAACUACUUUCAAGAUUGGGAGGUCAUGCGACAAGCGAAGAUGAAUGA
Molecule: messenger RNA, 1143 nt
Organism: Cladophialophora carrionii CBS 160.54
Lineage: Eukaryota; Fungi; Ascomycota; Eurotiomycetes; Chaetothyriales; Herpotrichiellaceae
Exons: 1
Coding region: 1-1143 (380 amino acids)
Biological process (GO): nucleolar large rRNA transcription by RNA polymerase I; transcription initiation at RNA polymerase I promoter
Cellular component (GO): RNA polymerase I core factor complex
Molecular function (GO): RNA polymerase I general transcription initiation factor activity; RNA polymerase I core promoter sequence-specific DNA binding; TBP-class protein binding
Source: RefSeq, a predicted model, not a curated record